Molecule: messenger RNA, 330 nt
Organism: Saprolegnia parasitica CBS 223.65
Lineage: Eukaryota; Oomycota; Saprolegniomycetes; Saprolegniales; Saprolegniaceae
Exons: 1
Source: RefSeq, a predicted model, not a curated record
CCACCCGAAGUGCGCCUGUCGGGACGAGGCGUCUGCUCACCUGUACGGCCGCCGCCGCUGCGUGCGCCGUCUGGACAGCUUGCGACGCCCGCUGCAGAAGAGCUCAACCUGACGACGGCGCUUGACAUCAAUCACGUGGCCGCCGUGUUCCAUGCCACUGCGCGCAGGAAGCCCGCGCCCAAGAGCCAAAAAAGGAGCUACGAGGCGCUGGCAGCGUCAAGAUACACGCUGCGUGGCAGCCGAGAGGGACACACCAGCGCGAAGAGACGCCAGGUCGAGAUCACCGAGCACGCACGCAUGGUCUGCCUCAUGAUACAAGCGGCCCUUUGA